Messenger RNA from Xyrauchen texanus (razorback sucker), 5070 nucleotides. It is a transcript of the gene adam12b, whose product is annotated as ADAM metallopeptidase domain 12b. Lineage: Eukaryota; Metazoa; Chordata; Actinopteri; Cypriniformes; Catostomidae. The record is from RefSeq and is a predicted model, not a curated record. Gene Ontology annotation, biological process: proteolysis. Bases 230 to 3088 code for a protein of 952 amino acids. The transcript has 23 exons. Gene Ontology annotation, molecular function: metalloendopeptidase activity.
UAUGACAUAAGGCAGUGUCAACACUGUAGCUCGCAAUAUUUGAGCAAUAUCGGCUUAGGAAAGUUUAUUUGACAGCACUGUCGCGGGUCAUUAGACCACCCUCCCCUCUCUCCCCUGCGGAUUUAAUCGUAUUGCAGGAAGUCCCUCACAUCCUCUCCUCCUGCCCUGUGAAUGUGUGUCUUUCAUUGUCGGUAUAUUAUGAAGAUCUUCCCAUAAGGAGCCGGGCACCAUGAACAUCUACCGAAGCGCGGAGAGCUGGUGCCUUGUGAGCGGACUUGGCGCUUUUGCGCUCCUGAUAGUGGGACUGACCGCUGACAGCUCACCUCUACACUCACCCGACGAGAGGCGAUUGAAAAGUUGGUUCACCAAACUCGAACACUACCGUAUCAUUGUACCACUACUGCUGGAAGGAACAGAACAGCGAUCAAUCAGCUGGCUCCACUCCAGGACUCCUCCCGCUUCACUGCGCAUCCUGAUCCAAACAGAAGAACAGCAGAUGAUUUUGUCUGUGGAGAAAAACCAUGGCCUCUUUGCCAGCCACUACACUGAGACACACUACAGGGAGGAUGGGCAAACUGUUUCAAGCACUCACAACUCUACGAUGAAUUGCUAUUACCAUGGUGAGGUCCAAGGGCAAGCCCAUUCUGAUGUCAGCCUUAGUACUUGCUCUGGUAUCAGAGGGUUCAUCUCACUUGAAAAUAAAAGACUGAUGGUGGAGCCAGCUUUCGAGCCAGCAAAUGAUACACAUGUGAUCUAUGAUGAACACCUACAUUUCCCCUCUGGAACCUGUGGACAUGGACAUAAUAUAUCUACAGUCAGCCAUGCCAAUGCUGGAGAACUGCAACAAUUAUUCAGCACAAGGCAUAAACGAGAUGUUCAGAAGACCACCAAAUAUGUGGAGCUCAUCAUUAUAGCAGACAACAGAGAGUUUCAGAAACAAGGAAAAGAUGUGGAGAAAGUCAAGCAGAGACUAGCUGAGAUCGCCAACUACGUGGACAAGUUUUACAGGGUGCUGAAUAUUCGUGUAGCUCUGGUGGGACUGGAGGUUUGGAGUGAUGCUGAUAAGUGUGCCAUCACCCAAGACCCCUUCACAACACUCCAUGAGUUUUUGGACUGGAGAAAACUUCGACUGCUUCCACAGCAGCCACAUGAUAAUGCCCAACUUAUUAGUGGGGUAUACUUUCAGGGCACCACAAUAGGCAUGGCUCCCAUUAUGAGCAUGUGUACGGCGGAGCAGUCGGGAGGUAUUGUCAUGGAUCAUUCGGACAAUCCUCUGGGAGCUGCUGUGACUUUGGCCCAUGAGCUGGGCCACAACUUUGGAAUGAACCAUGACACACCAGAGCGGGGGUGUGGCUGUGGAAUGACUGUUGAUCGUGGUGGCUGCAUCAUGUCUCCCUCUACAGGGUACCCCUUCCCCACAGUGUUCAGUACCUGUAGUAAGAAGGAUCUGGUGAUGAGUCUGGAGAAGGGGGUGGGCAUGUGUUUGUAUAAUAUGCCUGAAGUCAAAAUGCUCUACGGUGGACAGAAAUGUGGCAACGGAUACAUCGAGGAAGGAGAAGAGUGUGACUGUGGAGAGCCAGAGGAGUGUAUGAACCCUUGCUGUAACGCUACAACCUGCACUCUCAAGGGAGAUGCUGUGUGCGCCCAUGGACAGUGCUGUGAAGACUGCCAGUUAAAACCAGCAGGGACCCCUUGUAGAGAGGCCAGUAACUCAUGUGACUUGCCCGAGUUCUGUACAGGUACCAACCCCCACUGCCCUGCCAAUGUGUACUUGCACGAUGGGCAUGCAUGCCACAAUAUGGAUGGUUACUGCUACAAUGGCAUCUGCCAGACCCACGAGCAGCAAUGCAUCACCCUAUGGGGACCAGGAGCGAAACCUGCCCCAGGGAUCUGUUUUGAAAGGGUGAACUCUGCAGGCGAUCCCUAUGGGAAUUGUGGAAAAGACGCCAAAGGUUCCUUUGCUAAAUGCGAAGCAAGGGAUGCUAAGUGUGGAAAAAUUCAGUGCCAAGGUGGUGCCAACAGGCCAGUGAUUGGGACCAAUGCUGUUUCCAUAGAGACAAAUAUACCUCUGCAAGAGGGUGGGCGUAUUCUGUGCCGCGGAACACACGUGUACCUGGGUGACGAUAUGCCCGAUCCAGGACUGGUGUUGGCAGGGACUAAGUGUGCUGAGGGCAUGAUCUGUUUGAACAGGCAGUGUCAGAAUGUCAGUGUGUUUGGAGUGCACGUGUGCUCUGCGAAGUGUAAUGGAAAAGGGGAAUGCAACAACAAGAAGAACUGCCACUGUGAAGCUCUCUGGGCACCUCCAUUCUGUGAUAGGGCAGGGUUUGGUGGCAGUGUGGACAGUGGACCAAUGAGACUGGCCGCUGACAGCAGCGCUGUGGCCGUGGGCGCGCUGGUCACCCUCCUUUGCUUGCUGUCGGUUGGGCUGAUUUUGUGCCUGAGAAGGAAGGCGCUGGUUCAGAUGCUUUGCAUCAAUAAGAAGAGUGCGAUUCAGAAGCUCAGAUCAGUUGGGCGAAAGAGAGUACCCAACUCCCCGCAGACACAGUCUGUUUUCAGGGUCUCACCUCAGCGCAAGCCCCCCACCUUACCUCUACACUCCAGAUGUGAUAAGUCAACUCAUCCUAGUUCAGAGACUCUCCUCCCUCCGCACAACUUCCACAAUUUGUGUUGGUUACCUGAAUGUCCUACUAGGUGCCAGCCAGUCCACAUCACCCACCCCAUGCCCAUUAUACUGGGGGAUGGCAUGACCAAAGGCUUGCAGUCCAUGCCCACUGUCCCUCCUCACAGGACUCUGCUCUCACACACAGACUCACCAGUCAGAGCGACAAGCUUCCACACACUUCCUCGCCAGCUGCCGUACAUAAAAAAACAGGACCAUGAUAUGCCCAGUCCUCCACAGAAGCCACUUCCUGCGGACCCCUUGAUCAGAGGCCAUGGUGUGGGUCGCAGCAUGUCCACAGAGGGAGUUCGGAUACCGGGCCCUUGUCCUCUACCCGUCCCGACUCCAACAGUGCCACGACCACCCCCUUCUGUACCACUCCCAAACAGACCACUUCCCAGAUUACCACAGUCAUGUUAUGAUCACUGACAUAUGGACACCACAACACUGAAGGUGAAUUUCACCAGCAGCUGAACACACUUGUUUGCACUAUAAAAAAAAACUUUAUUGGACCAAGUGACCACCCCUGCAGAACUCCAUGGAGUUUCUUACAGAGAAGAGGACUGACAUGACACCUUGGUGCUGUGCCCCCUCAGAAAAGGUGUUUAUUUGUCCUCGCUCAAGUACUGCAGAACUAUUCAAAAUGUAUGUUUAUUGUGAGGAGACAACGAUGUACUGUGGUGGACAAUUUUUUACUGUAUGGUCAUUGUGAAUUUUUUUUUAUAUAUAUAUAUAUAUACACAUACACACACACUUUAAAAUAUUGUUGAUUACAAAAUAAGGAAUGCUUUCAUUUUUUAUGCUGUAUCCUCUACUACAAUAUAUCUGCUAAGUCUGUGGAAAGAAGUAUGUUGGUGUGGUGAAGAUUUAAAAAAGACCUUUUAAAAAUGACAGCCUGUCUGGUAUACUGGAGUAUGAGACAACAUGAGAUUUGAAUGACUAAACUAUGGGAGAUCCUUGGAACUGGAUCAGCCACAAAGUACAAAAAUCUUGCCAUAAAGGAUGAGCAUUAUUGUUCACUCAUAGUUCAGUCAUUUGUGUUGUACUCUGUUAUAGUAUGUUAGUGACAGUCAUGCUACCGGACACCGACAGACCAACUUUUCUUGUUAAUAUUUAUGGUCCAAACACGUAAAAGUCACAACAUCGGGUUGUGGUCAAACAUCUACUGGUGACAUCACACCUAAUAGUGCUAGAAAUCACCAUUCAGUAUUCUACUUUGAGCCUUCAGUCUACAACAGUUUUCAUGCCGGUGUCAUUAAGGCCUUAUAGUUCUGCAUUCACACUUGAAAGACCCCAUGAAUUAAGAAGAAUAUUUUGUCCAAGUGUACUCCUAAACAUUUACAUAAAAUUUAAUGGAUAUAAACAUUCAGUAUUUUCACCUGGAAAAAUGAACUGAAAAAUCCUAAUGACUCAUCUUGCACUACAGAUUUUUGUCCAAUAAAAUGCUCCCUAGAACAAGAAUGUCCCUUCUCCUGCACCCAAACAGCAACUUUGCUUAAAUACAUCAGAAAACUGCACCAAGGUCUCUUUCGAGGCGAGUCAGCCUACUUGGUGGCCAUAUUUGGAACACUUCCGGGCAGGCUGGGCAGCUAUUUUCAAUGAAAACAAAUGGCAAAAAAGUACUGGUACAGGUAUUUUUCAGACUAGCUCAACUAAAGCGCAUUCUCGAGUUGACUGACUGUUGAUGUCUGUACCUAAAGGGUGAUUGGCUCUUUUACCAGUAAGGCAGAACUUCCUUUUUUACUUUCGUUGGCCAUUCUAAUUUCUCCCAUUCAUUAGCAGUGGUCCGUCUCUGCUAAACUGUCUCUUGACUGCACUCAUUUCAUGAGGUCUUCAAAGUGAUGUUAUGUGAACAUUCUGCCAAUACUUUAGGCAAUAGAUGUUGAAUAUUCUGCACUGUUUUUCCUUGUAGAUUUUCUUGUUAUAUUUUAUGUAAAAGUAUUCUCUUUAGCCAUAUCCAGUGCCCAACCUUUUUAUUAUUUAUAUAAUGUUUGAAACCAAAAUAACUUUGAUUUGGAUUUGGUAUGAGGACAUAGUAAAUAACAUUGCUGGUGUGUCAUCACAGCUAUAGCAUUUUUACACAAGUGGUCACUCCAUAGCCAAAACACAGCUUUCUUAAUGCACAGAUGGACUCACUGUUAUUCAUAAACUCACUGGACUAUUGUUCUGCCUGGUGCUUUACCCUGAGGGGGAAAUCUCACUUCAGGUUUUCCAAAUACGGUUAUGAUUAAUUUUCCAGCGCUGUUGCUUUGGGAGUGUAAUGUGCCCAGCUGUCACACAGUAACUUGUUUAAGCAAAGCCCAUGUGUGCUUGUGUUGUUUUUGUUUGCCUAGUCACAACAAUUUAACUUUUUCAUAUACACACAUGCUGAUGUAUUGUAUGCUCAAAACUGUUUGUAAUAUUUUGACAGA